AUGUCCCGGCUCCAGAGCUCCACCGAGCUCAGGUUUUCUUCGGGGGCUGGAGGCGAGAAGGGCUUGUGGGGCCGAGUUGAGCGGCAUCGCGGGCUGGAAGUUAGCGAACCAUCGCAGCUCCAGCUGGCAGCACCACCUCCCACCGAUUUAUCCACCUUCUGCCAAGGCUCUGAAAUGCCAACUAUGUCAAGGCCUGCACUCGACGUCAAAGGUGGCACCUCACCUGUGAAGGAGGAUGCCAACCAAGAGCUGAGCUCGCUGGCUUACUCUAACCUGGGCAUGAAAGAUCGCAAAGCAGUGGCCAUUCUGCACUACCCUGGGGUAGCCGCAAAUGGAACCAAGGCCAGUGGGGCUCCCACUAGUUCCUCCGGAUCUCCAUCUCCAAUAGGCUCUCCUACUGCCACCCCUCCCAGUAAAGCCCCCCCCUUCAACCUGCACCCUGCCCCUCACUUGCUGGCCAGCAUGCAGCUGCAGAAACUUAAUAGCCAGUUGGGGCCUCGGGGGGGAGGGGCGGGCCCCCUCUCUCCCCCUGCCAGUGCCCAGAGCCCUGCUAUCAUCGAUUCGGACCCGGUGGAUGAGGAGGUGCUGAUGUCGCUGGUGGUGGAACUGGGACUGGACCGAGCCAAUGAGCUUCCGGAGCUGGGGCUGGGGGGAGAUGAAUGA
Tupaia belangeri chinensis (Chinese tree shrew) is the source of this 663-nucleotide messenger RNA. RefSeq names its product cbp/p300-interacting transactivator 1. NCBI's taxonomy places the organism in Eukaryota, Metazoa, Chordata, Mammalia, Scandentia, Tupaiidae. The transcript has 4 exons. The record is from RefSeq and is a predicted model, not a curated record. Gene Ontology annotation, biological process: melanocyte differentiation; regulation of DNA-templated transcription. Gene Ontology annotation, cellular component: nucleus. The coding region runs from base 1 to 663 and encodes 220 amino acids. Gene Ontology annotation, molecular function: transcription coactivator activity.